Molecule: messenger RNA, 3918 nt
Organism: Nannospalax galili (Upper Galilee mountains blind mole rat)
Lineage: Eukaryota; Metazoa; Chordata; Mammalia; Rodentia; Spalacidae
Gene: Phf19
Product: PHD finger protein 19
Exons: 15
Coding region: 105-1850 (581 amino acids)
Biological process (GO): regulation of DNA-templated transcription; chromatin organization
Cellular component (GO): nucleus
Molecular function (GO): chromatin binding; DNA binding
Source: RefSeq, a predicted model, not a curated record
GACACUUCGGCCGGGCACCCGCGGGCCGAGCGCACCGCCGCCGCCGAUGCGCCUGGUGGCCAGACUCCAAGAGGGACCGGCGGACGCGCAGCUUCGCGAAGCUGAUGGAGACUCGAGCCCUGGAACCAAGGACUCGAGACACUUAUGGUGCCACCAGCCACCUUCCCAACAAGGGGGCACUGGCUAAGACCAAGAAGAACUUCAAAGACCUGAUGUCCAAGCUGACAGAGGGCCAGUAUGUGCUGUGCCGGUGGACAGAUGGACUGUAUUACCUUGGGAAAAUCAAGAGGGUCAGCAGUUCUAAGCAAAGUUGCCUUGUGACUUUUGAAGAUAAUUCCAAAUACUGGGUCCUGUGGAAGGACAUACAGCAUGCUGGCGUUCCAGGAGAAGAGCCCAAGUGUGACAUCUGCCUGGGGAAGACAUCAGGGCCGAUGAAUGAGAUCCUCAUCUGUGGAAAGUGUGGCCUGGGUUACCACCAGCAGUGCCACAUCCCCAUGGCAGGCAGUGCCAACCGGCCCCUCCUCACUCCUUGGUUCUGCCGACGCUGCAUCUUCGCACUGGCUGUGAGGAAAGGCGGCGCGCUGAAGAAAGGCGCCAUCGCCAGGACGCUGCAGGCUGUGAAGAUGGUGCUGUCCUACCAACCCGAGGAGCUGGAAUGGGACUCGCCCCACCGCACCAACCAGCAGCAAUGCUAUUGCUACUGCGGCGGACCCGGAGAGUGGUACCUUCGGAUGCUGCAGUGCUAUCGGUGCAGGCAGUGGUUCCACGAGGCCUGCACACAGUGCCUUAAUGAACCCAUGAUGUUUGGAGACCGGUUCUACCUGUUUUUCUGCUCCGUGUGUAACCAGGGCCCAGAGUACAUUGAGAGGCUGCCCCUUCGAUGGGUGGAUAUAGUUCACCUGGCCCUCUACAACCUGGGGGUGCAGAGCAAGAAGAAAUACUUUGACUUUGAGGAAAUUCUGGCCUUUGUCAACCAUCACUGGGAACUCCUGCAGCUUGGCAAGCUCACCAGCACCCCUGUGACGGAUCGAGGACCACAUCUCCUCAAUGCUCUGAACAGUUAUAAAAGCCGGUUCCUGUGUGGCAAAGAGAUCAAGAAGAAGAAGUGCAUCUUCCGCCUGCGCAUCCGGGUCCCACCCAACCCUCCCGGCAAGCUGCUACCCGACAAGGGGCUGGUGCCAAGUGACAGUGGAACCUCAGAACUGCUGCUGCGUAAGAGAGGAAAGAGCAAGCCUGGUUUGUUGACUCACGAAUUCCAGCAGCAGAAAAGGCGAGUUUAUAGAAGAAAAAGAUCAAAGUUUUUGCUGGAAGAUGCUAUUCCCAGUAGCGACUUCACCUCAGCCUGGAGCACCAACCACCACUUGGCCAGUAUAUUUGACUUCACACUGGAUGAAAUUCAGAGUUUAAAAAGUGCCAGCUCAGGCCAGACUUUCUUCUCGGAUGUGGACUCCACCGAUGCUGCUAGUACCUCUGGCUCUGCCUCUACCAGCCUCUCCUAUGACUCCAGGCGGACAGUGGGCAGCCGCAAGAGAAAGCUGGCAGCCAAAGCGUACAUGCCCCUGCGGGCAAAGCGCCGGGAAGCUGAGCUGGAUGGACGCUGCCCCUCAGACAGCAGUGCAGAGGGGGGUCUGGGCCCCGAGCGGCCAGACGAAGGCAUUGACAGUCACACAUUUGAGAGCAUCAGUGAGGACGAUUCAUCCUUGUCCCAUCUCAAAUCAUCUAUCACUAACUACUUUGGUGCAGCGGGGCGGUUGGCCUGUGGGGAGAAGUAUCAAGUGUUGGCUCGGAGGGUCACGCCAGAGGGCAAGGUUCAGUACCUAGUAGAAUGGGAAGGGACCACCCCUUACUGACUACUGUGCCUCGGGCAGCCAAGAGCCCUGGAAACCAAAGGAGGGACAGCAAAAACCAUAGACUCCCCGUUUCCUCCAGGUUGGGGUAUGGGAGAGAAGCAGGACAGUCUUUAAGUGCCUGGCAAUGGUCCCUGCCUGCCUCCCAAGGUCUGUGUGCUGCUAUGCCAACUGCCUUUGUCUCUUAAGGCCUCGCUGGCUUUCUCCAUCAUCUACACUCUCCAUACCCCUCAAAUUCUGUUUAUUGGUUCUUCUGAAUUCAUAUCCCCCUGGCUGUGACCUUUGAUCCUAGGGCCUGAAUCUCUCCCUUUGUCCCCAGUCCCAGUUCUCUGUUCCUUCACCUCUUCACCCGUUUUAGGUGUUUUAUGUAUUCACAUAUCUUCCAUGUGCACAUCAGUCCCUCACUGGAUAUCUUUCACACCAGACUUACAGGGACAGGUCCUCAUUGGGACCAUGUUGAAAGAGGGGAACCCCUGAGGGAGGGGUAAGGUGGAACCUCUUCUGUUUUUCUGCCAAUGCCCCUAUCCCAGGAAGUACCUGAGAAAGUUCACAUGUGCCUGGGACCCAGAGCCUGGGGAAUGAUGAACGGGGUCUCUGCUGAAGGAACUGGCAUCCGUGUCCUUCAAGUCUGAGAGGGAAGGCUGCAAGAGUCAGUGAGGGCCCCCAGAUGUUUGUGCGUCUCUGGCAACAGCCCCCUCACUUUUGUCAUGGAGUGGAGCCUGGUCUUGCUGGACCAGAGGUGACUUAGGAAACAAGAGUUGGGAAAGGAAACCAGAUCAGACAAAACUCCAGACCCGUCACACAGACACCACCAUGAGCACAAACAUACACAGCAUACACUCCUUCCAGGGAAGCCUGGCUCCUGCCCUUGCCUCCAUCUUGGCCUCUUCCAAAGGCUCGUGCUGCAAGUAAAUGUGAAAGCCCAGCUCCUGCUCCCUUCCUCUAGCCUGUGAACCAGCCUUGGCCCACAGGGAACCACAAAGGACUUCUGCACAUCCCCUGCCUUUCACUGGAACUGACAAUCACUUUGGGGACAGGCUGGGGUUUUUCAAGGGCCUGAGUCACUCAGUCCUCUCAGAAGGAAGCCUUUGUCAUUGAGGGUAUGAAUAGAAUUGUUAGAAGGGGCAAACAGCUCCAUUUGGAGGGAAACCAAAAUUUUAGGAGGGGGCGGGGACCCCUUGUUUUUGCUGCUUCCAGAACUAUUAGAAACUGACUCACUUGGUUGGAAAAUGGAAAGAAGUGCCUUGGGGAAGGGGACAGGGGUACCAGAUAGGAACCGGCCUUACCAACUGCUGCUGUGGCCUCGGCGGUUUUGCAAGCUGCCAGCUGGAAAGGGAGGGUAGGUGGAGUGGAGGGGCAGCAGUGGGACAGAAGACCUGAGAAGCUGUUUGCUGUGACUAGGCCUGACAUGCUUCCCAUCUGUGAGUAUUCAGGGGAUCCCUGGAAUAGGUUAUAUAACCCCUGCCUUAAACCUCAGCAAUUAUAGUGCCUUGCAAAGGGACCUCACCUCACACCCUGUACACAGUUGCCCAUUUCCCUCUGAGUCCCUGUCCUGGCCCAGGGUAGGAGGAACAGAUGGGCAUUGGGCCCAGAUCUCAGCCUAACAGCUGCUGCCACUGAGGCCCCCAAGUGGUGCUGGGUAGAAGGGAAGUUGAGAAGCCAACUCAGCCCAGCAGGAGUGUGGGACCUGGGGUCUAAUCUCUAACUCCUUUUGGCUUCCAUCAGCACAGCAACCUCCAACGCCUGCUUUCCAAGCUUCUGUAAAAGCCAGAGAGCAAGGUUAGCUAUUGUCCAUCUGCUUCUAUCCUGCUGUGCUCCAGAAGCUCUGGGCAAGGGGAGCAGGAAGGCAGGAGGGGUGCUUGCCCCACUUGGGAAGACAGUACAAGGCCUAACCGGGUCACCCAACCCCCCCCCAACUUCAGCAUUUCAUUCCUACAGGAUAAUAGCUGCAUUACUGCCAACUGAUCUUAUAACCCUGUGCACCUUUGAAAAGAUAGGUUUUGAGUUGCUGCUUUUAAUAAUGUUUGUUAUAUUAAAAUUAUAAUUAAUGUGCCUGGUUUACAAUAUGAAA